Penicillium chermesinum is the source of this 1104-nucleotide messenger RNA. RefSeq lists its product as uncharacterized. The transcript is spliced from 3 exons. Gene Ontology annotation, molecular function: phosphoric diester hydrolase activity. Lineage: Eukaryota; Fungi; Ascomycota; Eurotiomycetes; Eurotiales; Aspergillaceae. Gene Ontology annotation, biological process: lipid metabolic process. The record is from RefSeq and is a predicted model, not a curated record. Bases 1 to 1104 code for a protein of 367 amino acids.
AUGCAGGCCUUUGCCCUUCUAGCGCUGUUGCCUUUGGCGCUUGCAAACCCUCUUAAUGUCCGCAGCACAGCUUGCAACAAUUCGCCCGAUCUGUGCAACAAGUCCUACGGCGAAAUCACACAUCUCGGUGCCCACGACAGUCCCUUUGUGAGAGACAGCAGUACCGACAACAGUCUGGCAGGUGACCAGUAUUACGACACACCCACCCAGCUCGAUGCCGGUGUCCGCCUGGUCACCGCACAAGUACACAAGAGCGGCUCUGACUGGCGCCUUUGCCAUUCUGAAUGCUCUCUCCUCGAUGCAGGACUACUCAGUGACUGGUUGGCAGAUAUCAAAACAUGGCUCGACAAAAACCCUAACGAAGUGGUCACCACGCUCCUCGUGAACUCAGACGGUGCUUCCGCAUCCGAUCUAAACGCCCAGUUCGAAACGGCAAACCUCACCUCAUAUGCCUACAAGCCCAAGUCCACAAGCAGUUCCUGGCCCACCCUCCAAACGAUGAUCGACGACGGCACCCGUCUGGUCGUUUUCGUCGCAGACAUCACCCCAAGCACCGAAUACCCCUACCUCCUGAGCGAAUGGGACUACAUCUGGGAGAACAACUACGACGUGAGCUCGCCCUCGAACUUCACUUGCGAACCUUCGCGGCCCUCCGACCUAGCGGGCUCCCUCUCCACUGCACUCUCCUCCACCAAGUUGCCAUUUAUGAACCACUUUCUGUACUCCGACGACCUUGCUCUUCUGGACAUCUCGUACCCCAACUCCAGCUACGCCGACACCACAAACGCGCCCUCCGGCGGGGUCGGAAACCUGGGCAGCACGGCGACAAAGUGCAAGAAAGCGUAUAACGGGCGCCAGCCAACCUUCAUCCUAGUGGACUUCUUCAACCGCGGCCCCGCGAUCGAAACCGUCGACAAUCUGAACAAUGUCACCAAUGCCGUUGGCCGGACGUCUCUCUCCACGUCGGCUGUUCCGUCGAGCAGUGACGGGUCGACGAUCAACGGCGUUUUCUCGCAGUUGGUUUCGUUGGCCGAGUCGGCCAAGUCGGGGUCCAAGCCUUCAUUUGGUAACUGGGUCUGGGUCGGUGGUAAUUGGGGAUGCUAG